AUGUGGCUAUGGUUGGAUCGUCUACUUGCGAAAGAUAAUAUAAAAUUUCUUCGAAUUGUCAGUGAGAAAAGUUCGGAGAAACAUAAACAUCGUAGCGAUCACAAUCGUGUGGAAAAAAUACGAAAACGCGAUCGACGUUCACCAUCCGACGAUGAUCGAUCUCGGUCUGCGACACCAACGAAAUCGCAAGCGAAUGAUACAUCAGACAAUGAGCGCGAAGGAACUGAACGUGCAUCGCUCUCCAUAGAAGAAACAAACAAAUUACGGGCCUCUCUUGGUCUUAAGCCAUUAACCGUCGAUGCUGGUGCAUCGGGAGAUUCUAAUGAGCCAAAGAAAAGUGGAAAUAGCGAUGAAAAUUUCGUUCAUCGACCAGCAGCUAAUCUUACUGAAAAGAAGAGAACCGAACAAGUCUUGGAAAAACUUGGCGUCCAAAAAGAAAAACGAUUAUUGCAAGAAAAAUUCUUGACCACACCAACUAUAGCUUCUGAGCCAAGCGAAUCAGCUGUCUCAUGGGUGGAAAAGAUGCGACAAAUGGAGGAGGAAAAACGUAGAGCAGCUGCACGCGCCAAACAACUUGAACAAAUGGAUGAAGAAUUCAGCGUUGGAAAUGUCAUGCGUGAUGAAGCCGAGAAACGAAAACAUAGAAAAUAUGGAGCGAAGGAUUUAACUGGUCUUCGUAUUGAACAUUCAAUCGAUGAAUUCAAAGAAGGACAACAAGUCAUAUUAACAUUGAAAGAUAAAAAAAUUCUUAGCGACAAAAAAGCAGGUGAAGAUGACGAUGAGGAUGAUGAUGAAGAUGUUUUAAUCAAUGUUAAUAUUACGGACAAUGAACGGGCAAAAGAACGUGUUGAAUUAGCAAAAAAGAAAACGCCUGGUUAUCGAUCGUAUAACGAUGAUGAUGACACGCCGGAUCAGUUCGGAAUGUUCAAUCGUAAUAAAAUGCUUGAACAAUACGAUGAUAAGAAGAAAUCAUCAUUUCGAUUAGAUACCGGAGGUACAUACGAUAUGGCUGAUGAGAAAUUCAUGGACAAUAUGAAAGAGGAAAUUCGAGCACGAAUGCAGAGUUUAACUGCAGCAGCACCAAAAGUAGCGAGCGACUUUUAUACCGCUGCUGAAAUGGUAAAUAUACUUGAAUUGCUUGUCAAGGAGAGAACAAUUCAAAAAGCCAAAAAAGCCAUGGAUAGUAGUGAACCAAAUGAAUCAUCGGCAUCAGUGUCACUACGUCCGGCUGACGCUCGCCGUGCUACAGCAAUCUCAUCAUCAUCAAAGGAACGUCCAGCUAGUGCUUCUCUGAAUAAAAUUAAACGAGAAAUCAUCACGACGACUGAAAGAGAUGAUGACGAUUUGGUUGGCCCUGAUGAUGAUCUUUCUAAUAUUGCCAUUACCGAUGAUGCUUUUGAUGAGCUUCAGGCUGUUGUUAAUAAAACAAUGAAACUGAAAACGAAAAAAGAAAGUAGUUCGGCUGAAAAGGUCUUGAGUGAAUUGAUCGAAGAACGCGAUCGAAAAUUGAAAGUUGAAAUAAAAUCUGAACCGAUGGAAACCGGUAUUAUUCUUCCACCUGGUCCCACACCUCCCGAUGAUAAAAGUCUCGUCCUUGACACCAUGUCUGAAUUUUGUCGUAAUGUUGGUGGCAAUACUAUUGAUUCAUUAGCAAGCAUUCCAGCAUUACGGAAGUCGAAAAAAAUCAAUCGUACUAACGUUUCAUCCAGUAAAAAGUCGACUUCAAAACCUCAUGCGGCAAUAGACCCCGACGAUGAAUUAUUACAGCAUGCAUUGGAAAAUGAUGCUAUGGAUGAUGACGCUAUGGACGAUACACCGGCCGACAAUGUUAAUACAAAACCGUUUCGUCUAGAAGAAUCGAUUUUACCAGAAGAGACAUCAUUGGAUCGUGGAAUUGGUAGUGCACUCAGACUUGCAUUACAGAAAGGAUACAUUGAACAAGACAAAAAUCGGCAAAAUGCUCGUAUUAUCAGCGAUAUUUCAGCAAAAAAUUUUACAGUUGAAGAGAAGAAUUCCUAUGAAAUUGAAGAUAAACAUGCACGACGUGACCGGUAUACAUCAGGACCCUUGACUGACUUUAAAGAAAAAGAGCAUUAUCGUCCUGAAGUCAAACUUGAAUAUGUCGAUGAAGGCGGUCGAAAAAUGAAUGCCAAAGAAGCAUUUCGUGCACUUUCACAUCGUUUCCAUGGUAAAGGUAGUGGUAAGAAGAAGACAGAAAAACGAGCGAAGAAACACGCUGAAGAAGAUGCCAUGAAAAAGAUGUCCAGUGUUGACACUCCACUACAAACUUGUAAUCUCUUAAAACAAAAACAAAUUCAAUUACAACAGCCCUACAUUGUUUUAAGUGCAAAUCGUUCAAAAGAUUCGCAACUGCCUCCUGGAUAUAAAUAA
Adineta ricciae is the source of this 2391-nucleotide messenger RNA. Lineage: Eukaryota; Metazoa; Rotifera; Eurotatoria; Adinetida; Adinetidae. The record is from the annotation of a GenBank genome assembly.